GCACUGCACUGCGCAGCCUCCGGAAUCCACCUUCUUCUCCUUCUUCUUCUUCUUCAUCCUAAUUGUACAUUUUGGAGGCUGCCCGGGUCGCCGCCUUGCCGCUGAUGCUGUUCUGAGCCGAGCCUUUCGUCCUCUGGACGCCGCUUUCCGCCACGCUCGUGUCCGUGCCUGUUGCUUCGCUUCUCAUCAUACACAAGAACAUAUAAUUACCCCUUCGCCAAGCCUUUUCCUGCUCCCAUUCCAUUGAUUCAUCUGCACCCAUCAGCUGCCUCGAAGAGCCUUCAACCACGGCAGACCCGAUGGCUGAGGUACUCUCGCCGCCUACGACACCCUCCAGCACCAUCACCAUGUUGCACAACCGCCCCUCCUCCUCCGCCGACGCCUUCAACUCCUCCUCACAACAGUAUCCGCAGACUUCACCACGCCUCGGCCAACAGCCUGCCCGCGGCAUGUACAAUGCACAAAACGCUGGCUUCAGGAGCACUACCACUGCUCCUGUGCAGCCGUAUGCCUUCCAGAGCACACCAAAUCUGCGGCAGGAGACGCGGAGUGUCUCCAACCCAUCCCCACACGGAGCCAUUGGCAGUCAGCGACAUGCUCAUACCCAAUCUCAGCAGUCUGCGUCCACUUCCUCGACAGCAUCGUCCGACGCCUCUACCGUGCCCUCAGCAAAGGACGAUUCUGUCAUAGGCUCGCGGAAUAGCUCUCUGAUCAAUCUGUCCGCCAGCAUGCCAGAUUUGUCUCUGACCAACUUCGACCAGCCUACCAAACCAUCGCCGAAUCGAUAUCGUCGACCGGAAGCCAAGAAGGCUGAAUCUGGAAACACGACCCCUAAAGCCACAACGCCCACCACAUCUGCGGCGCCAUCUGGGUCAGGCAUGGCCAGUGUCGGUCAUCUGCUCCAGCAAGUACCUGUUCCACAGCGUCAGGGAAGUUUGGAUGAUAUGGCAGUGAAGACUGGCACAUCCGAGUCCGCCAAGCGAUAUAGACGCCGCAGCGCGAACAACAUUGAUACUGCUGCGUUGCAAGCAACAACUGGUGCACAGAGGCCUUCUUCCAGCGCUGGCGCUACUUCUGCACCCACGACUAUCAGGCCCGUGUCUUUCCAUUCGCGCUCGGGCAGUGACGAAAGCCGCUCUUCGCAGAGGAAAGCUGAGCAACCUGAAAACGUUAAGCCGACUGGCCUCCGACCGGUCAAUGUGCCUCCGCGUACAUCUUCGGAAGCACACAAGGCAGCCGACCGGCGCAGCAAAGCACCUUCACCUUUGUCCAAGGAAACGGAGCAAGAAACCACACCUGCCAGCUCACCGCAAAAGCCUAAGACAUAUGCUGCGGCCGCCCAAGCCGCCGUAUACGCACCAUCUCCUGCGGCGCAGCAGCUUGCCGCGGUGUCCGAUAAGGACCUCAAUAAAGGCAUGAAGUCACGGUUACGUCGCGCCUUCUCCUUUGGCAGUGCUCAAGAGCUUCGGAGAAGUGCCGCGGAGAACAACAAUGCAAUACACGAUGCUGCUGCUCAACACGCACAGCACACCAGGGAACAGCAUCAGCAACAGAUUGAUGAUGAGCUUGAUGCCGAACAACAGGCAAUUGCUAGACAGCAAGAGGCGGCGGGACUUGGAAACAGCAUUUAUGCUAACACUGCGGUGGCCUUGGCUGGCUCGACCGACAACAUAUCCAUUUCCUCUACCGCCUCCUCUGCCUCCAUGAUGUUGAGAAAGAUGGGCCGCGGGGCCAAGAAAGGUGCUAGGAGCAUCAAGGGACUAUUCCGCCCCAAGUCGGUCAUUGGUGUGCCUGCUGCAGACGGUCCGAUUUCACAGGGCAAUGCGACCGUCUCACCUAGUGUGGGAGGCGUGUCAAUGGUCACUGUGGAAGCAGAAAGACAAAAGGUGAAUGUCGACGCACACCCCGCGGACAAGCAUGGGGUGACUGGCUUCCCGAAGUUGGAGCGCAACUCCAUCGAUGCAGCUAACAAUGCUGGAUUGGGCCUGCCUCAAGCACGAGGUUCUGCCGACCGUUCAGAUUCACUCUCUCGUCGAAGCAUUGUGGGCAGUGAUAAAGACCGCGCGGAAGUUCUCGCGGCUGUAAAGAAGGGUAUUCUCAAGCGAACUGGCACAUCGUCGCCCAGUGGUUCGCCAGUCAUCCGUCCCAAUGACGCUGCAAGUGUGCCAACAAUCUCUGAGAGCCCAGCAUCAAGCAUGCCCAGCACUCCAAAGGACGGCCAGAGCAGGACCGAGUCCAUGAAGAAUGCCACGAAUGGUGACUAUUUCAGCCCUCGACUGGUGUCAAUGGCGAAGAGCAUGCCGAAUACUCCUAACGGGAGUGGUCGAGGCAUUAGCUUUAGUCCACGGAUCCAAUUCCACGACGUAUGGUCGAGCACCGAGUAUGACCGCCGAGGCGAGAUCGCCACUUGCAACCGCCUCACGCCAAUGCUCGCACAACAAAUCAAAGAGGAGCUCAACACUUUCAAAAUGGAAAUGGAAGUGCACGAAAUGAGCAAGCCUCACACACACUUUUUCUAACGACAUGACCCAAAAGUUGGCGGACACGAAGUACGAAACGCACUUAUGGAGCGAUAUCACAGCCUCUUCAUCUGCACGCCGCACGGUGCAUAUUUCCUUUUCUGGAACUCGGCCCGGAAGUGAUAGGAUAUCAUCUAAUCUUUUUUCGACAUGGGAAGCAAUUGGGAGAUCAUUCGCGAGGGCGUCCUGGGCACCGUUUCAAGAGCGGCUUGUGGUGUGUGUGCAGAAUACGGCGUUCUUCUUGAGCGGGGACAUUGGUUCUUACUGUCUUGCUACUUGGGUUGAGGUCUUCUUUGACACUUUGUUUAUUGUCUCCUCUGGAUUAGCGACUGCAUUUGCUUGCACUACACCAGACCAAUGGAGGAAGCAGUGGUGAGGAAGAAGAAGAAAUUCAGAAACAUCGCCAUUUUCAACCUUUGGUCACAUCUCCACACCAUAUGUUUCUCUCCCUCGCUUUCGAGGUUAUCACUAUUCGAUACCAGGACGACCGUCAGUAUGAGAGGGCUUUGGGCUGCACCCCUGGCCUGGCGGAAAACUCUGCUGGCAGCGGCUGCGGGUUGGAAUUCCAAGGACCAACCAACCAUUGUUGUUGUUGAUGGUACACUUUGAUUGACUAGAUGAAGGGAAGGGUCAAGAUGAAUGGCAUGGACAUGGCACAUCGUUUCGAUGGGUCUCUCCAAUGAAGGGAUUGUUUAUGUUGUGUAUAUUCAAUGGAAUGCCAGACGG
Molecule: messenger RNA, 3245 nt
Organism: Pseudocercospora fijiensis CIRAD86
Lineage: Eukaryota; Fungi; Ascomycota; Dothideomycetes; Mycosphaerellales; Mycosphaerellaceae
Exons: 3
Coding region: 300-2519 (739 amino acids)
Biological process (GO): actin cytoskeleton organization
Molecular function (GO): actin binding
Source: RefSeq, a predicted model, not a curated record